This is a messenger RNA of Puntigrus tetrazona (Sumatra barb), 1425 nucleotides long. RefSeq names its product hairy-related 8.2 (gene her8.2). Gene Ontology annotation, molecular function: RNA polymerase II cis-regulatory region sequence-specific DNA binding; protein dimerization activity; DNA-binding transcription factor activity, RNA polymerase II-specific. The record is from RefSeq and is a predicted model, not a curated record. Bases 342 to 971 code for a protein of 209 amino acids. Lineage: Eukaryota; Metazoa; Chordata; Actinopteri; Cypriniformes; Cyprinidae. The transcript is spliced from 4 exons. Gene Ontology annotation, cellular component: nucleus. Gene Ontology annotation, biological process: regulation of transcription by RNA polymerase II; regulation of neurogenesis; anterior/posterior pattern specification.
AGCCACCUUGGAAAACUAUCCUGUGUUUUCACGUGACACACAAAAUGUGUAGUUUCUGUGUGCGGAACGCCUCUAGGCUGGACAUCUGUUGUUUGCUUUGAGUAGGCCUAUGUGUGUGUGUAUUUGGGGGCUCAUGCAUUGAAUAGAGGCGGUGACCUGUCAUUUGUGAGUGAUAGGAGUGAGCGUGUGGGAAAAUAUCUCAGGCAAAGAGCUUGUGCAUUGAGAUGCUAAUGCCCCUCCUAUAAAUAUAGGGCGUGCACAGCGCGGAGGGCCUUAGAAACACCCAGCACUUAGAUAGGAGUGAAACUGUGAGUGAGUGUACUACUCAGAAGCCACUGGAGAUGACUGCAACCAACCUCCAGCAAUAUGCAGGCCAAAAGCACAUCAACGCCAAAGAGGAGAGAAAGCUGCGUAAACCCCUCAUUGAGAGAAAGAGAAGAGAAAGAAUAAAUCACUGCUUAGAUCAGCUGAGAGAGACAGUAGUUGGAGCUUUUAGGCUUGAUCAGUCUAAGUUAGAGAAGGCUGAUAUUCUUGAGAUGACGGUGAAACAUUUGCAGAAUAUCCAGAGCAAUAGAGUUUCUGACCCCAUUCUGGACACAGAGGCCCAACAGAGGUACAGUACUGGAUAUAUCCAGUGCAUGCAGGAAGUUCACAACCUUCUACUUUCAUGUGACUGGAUAGACAAAACUUUGGGGUCCCGUCUGCUUAACCACUUACUGAAAUCUCUACCUCGAUCAGCUAAAGACUGCCCUCAGCUACCCAAGAACUCCCAGACAAGUACUUCUUCUAACCAUAGCGACUACAUUGAUUUCCAUGCUGAUGAUUUAGAGAGUCAAAAAACCUGCCCUUCUUCUCCUGCCUUGUAUGAGAGGACCGCCCAGUCUCAGAAUCAGUGUUCUACUCCCAUGAGAAUGCCACACAAUGUGGAGAGCCCACACUUCUCAGUUCUAAAGAUGUGGAGGCCUUGGUGAAAUAUCUGUAAUUUGGCAGUGUAAAGCUAUGGUGUGUACAUGUGUUUAUGUAGUACAUAUGACUUCUGUAUGUACCACUUUGUGUGAUUGUCAAAUGAAUAAGUAUGCUGCCAGUCUGCACAACGCAGAGCUGUAUACACCCAUUUUGUGCUGACUGUGGUAGACCCUCCUCUAAUAUGUAUCUUAUAGAUAUGUUUCACUGCACAUGUGUGAGGUGGAUCUAGACCAGAAUAGUCCCCAUUUCAGACCCUCUCUACUUCCUCUCUGAAGUAAAAGCUACUGUAGCCUGCAUUGUAGAAGGCCCCUAAUAAUAAUUUUAUUUAUUUAACAACAAAAAUGUAAUGAAGUGUUAGAACUCUUUUUAAAUUAAACACAUUAUUUAGCUACUAAUGUCAGAUUUAAUUCCUUAUCACGUCUGUGUACAUUUUUUAACAGUCAUUAAUAAAGAAAUUGU